AUGCCCAACAAACGUACUACUCGCCGGAAGAGACAAGAUAAAGAUAAUUUGAUCAAAGGUGUGCGAACACCAUCAGAUAUAGAGAAACUCCUUGGGGAUAUGAACAGAGCAAAAGUCUACCCACCCCUAAAGAAGUUCAUUGUUUACACCUGUGAGAGACAAGUCUAUGGUCCUGACAAAUCUGAUGAAUUCAUCAUCUACUGCCUCUCUAGUUACUUUAUCUUAGGAGUGGAGUGUUACCACAAGUUGCCGCCGCGUACAAACUUCAUCCCCAUAGAUGUUAUCCGCGAAGGAGCCCACAGGGACUUCAAGAUCAAUGCUGGGCUGAAAGAUAAUCUCGUCCAGUUGAUCAAGAUCAAGACGGAAAACCUAUCAACACAAAACAAAACCAUCACAUUAUCCAUGGAUGAGAUUAGUUUGAGUCCAGGUGUGAAGUAUGAUGAGAAUCUGGACCUUUUCAUAGGAUAUGAAGAUGAUGCUAGGAGACUUGCACAAGAAGGAGCCAAAGUGGUGAUAAGUAGUAGAAAACAGAAAAAUGUUGAUGAAGCUCUGAAAGCACUUCGUGAGCAAAACCUAGAAGUCACUGGCUUGACCUGCCAUGUGGCAUCACCAGAGGAUAGGAAGAAUUUAUUCCAAGAAGCCACAAAAUUAGGUGGUCUAGAUAUUCUCAUUUCUAAUGCAGCUGUUAAUCCAGAAGUAGCCAAAGUUCUAGACUGCUCUGAGAAGUCCUGGGAUAAAAUCUUCGAUGUCAACGUAAAAUCUUCAUUUUUACUGGCUAAAGAAUCCCUACCUCUGCUCAGGAGAAGUAAACAUGGAAGAAUUGUAUUCAUUUCAUCAAUUUCAGGAUUUACUCCUCAAGCACCAUUUGAUGAACUAGGUGCAUAUGCUGUGAGCAAGACAGCUUUGUUUGGUUUAACAAAAGCAGCAGCUUCUCAGCUGGGAAAAGAUAAUAUCACAGUGAAUAGUAUAGCACCAGGUAUCAUACAAACCAAGUUUUCUGAGAUUUUAACAACUGAAGAAGGAUUGAGGGAGGAGGGUUUGAAGAGAAUCCCACUGAAUAGGUUCGGUCAGCCUGAUGAAAUUGCUGGAACUGCAGCUUUUCUGGCUUCAGAUGAUGCCGCCUACAUUACAGGAGAAAAUAUAGUUGUUGCUGGUGGAAUGAACUCAAGAAUUUGA
Phaedon cochleariae (mustard beetle) is the source of this 1176-nucleotide messenger RNA. Lineage: Eukaryota; Metazoa; Arthropoda; Insecta; Coleoptera; Chrysomelidae. The record is from the annotation of a GenBank genome assembly.